Pocillopora verrucosa is the source of this 3936-nucleotide messenger RNA. NCBI's taxonomy places the organism in Eukaryota, Metazoa, Cnidaria, Anthozoa, Scleractinia, Pocilloporidae. The record is from RefSeq and is a predicted model, not a curated record.
CGUCUGAGAGCAGCUCUAAUGACUCAAAUCGAUGACUGUAAUGGCGAAGAACAAAGCAAGGCUAAGGAUAGCUCACGAUGAAAUCUUGUAUUCGUAAUUUUGGGGUCCAGGCGUCCAGAAACUCAGUAACGACCAGAAGAUGCCAGGCUACGUGCUUUCCAAUGCUGAGAAACAACGGCUCGGCUCCAAGUAUACUUGUAGUUCAUGUGGUUAUCUUUUACGGGAUGCUAUGCAAACUUCUUGUGGUCAUUUCUACUGUAGUUCUUGUUUGGCCAGCUUAUUUCAAGAUGGAUCUACAAGAAUGACCUGUCUACAGGACCAGAAAGAGUUUCUCCCAAAUGAGGUUUUUCCUGAUAACUUCAUGAGACGUGAAGUACAAGCCUUUGUUGUUAAUUGUACUUUUGAGGAGGAAGGAUGCAAUUGGAAAGGAGAAGUCAGACACCUAGAGAACCACUUGAGUAACUGUGAGUUCCUUAAAAUUCCCUGUGUACAUCCUGAGUGUGGAGCACAAGUGAAAAAAUCACAUCUUACCCAACACUUGGAAAAGGAAUGCAAGUGCAGACUGGAAACCUGUGGAUUCUGCAAGAAGCAAAUCAAACUUAAUAAGAUGAAGCAUCAUCAUGAGACAGAUUGCCCAGCAUAUCCCGUUGUAUGUCAAAAAUGCAAUAAAGAUGGAAUUCCUAGAACAAAGCUUUUACAACAUCAAGAUCCAAUAAUGGGAGACUGUGAUAGUGUACAGGGACCAUGCCCAUUUUCACAGAUUGGCUGCUCUGCGACUGAGGCCCUCACCCAAAAGCAGAGGAAAGAGCACCUGGAGAAACAUAAUACAUUCCACACCACUCUGCUUUUACAUUAUGCUAUACGAAUGAGCAAAGAAAUGGAAGCACUUUUAGUGGGUGAUCCCAGAAUUGUGUCUAGAAACCCACACAUCCUCUCAAAUUACGACAGUGUAAUUGCAGAUCUUCUCGCUCAAGUUCAAACUCAGGUGGGUGAAACGAGGAAUUUACGCGAAAAAUGCCGAGAGCACAGUGAGAGAAUUACCGCCUUGGAGAGGAAAGUGGCUUCAGGAAAUCUGUCGGGUUCCGCUACAACUGCCCAAAUACCUGGCGAGUCCAGUGGUGGUAUUCAAAACCCAGAAGUUACACGAAGGGUUACCAACGUUGAAAACCGAACCGCUGAUCACGAAGUUCUUCUUGUAGAGAACAAUCGCACAAUGGAGGAAGUUAGACGUGACGUGGGUAAUAUGAAAAGGCAACUUGAUACCACCCAGGAGAGUACCAGAAGGCACGACAGAAGGAUUGAAUCUAUAGAGCACACACUGGCACUCAGGAACGUAACCCUGGCUGAUUUGGAGGAGUAUGUAAAACAGCAAGAGUUCUCAAGCUACGAUGGCCAGCUGUUGUGGAAGAUUCCUGAUUAUGCUCGCAAACGAAAUGACGCAGUGACAGGCCAACAAGUCUCUUUCUAUAGCCCUUGUUUCUACACCAGUCGCUAUGGCUACAAAAUGUGCGCCCGCAUUUACCUGAACGGGGACGGAAUGGGAAAAGGAACGCACAUCUCGAUCUUCUUUGUGGUCAUGCGCGGUCAGUAUGACGCGCUGCUCCGUUGGCCAUUCAGACAGAAAGUCACCUUCAUGUUGCUGGACCAGGAUAACGUGGAACACGUGAUUGACGCCUUCAGACCCGAUCCGAACAGCUCAUCUUUCCAGAGGCCAAGAAGAGAAACAAACAUCGCCAGUGGGUGUCCAAUGUUCUGCUCGCUUGCUGAGCUGAAUAAUCACGCAUAUGUCAGGGAUGACGCCAUGUUCCUGAAAAUAAUUGUGGAUAUUUCUGAUCUGUGAAUGGGAACUUUGAGUUGCGGUUUGUCAUUUGUUUUGAAAUUACCUUCUUCUUUAAUUUAACAUUACCAUUGCUCUGACAUGGCUUGUACAUGCUGCAUAAGUGAUACAUGGCAGUUGUUAUCGUUUGUUUUGUACCUGAAGUGACGAGCAUUUUCUUCGUUGGGCAGCACAGUUUUAAUUUUGAUUUGAUGUUCUGAUCUCAAUGUGAUGUAAAGGGAAGUCUGUUUCUCUUUAUUACAAUUAUGGCAGUUGAAGCUAUCAGCUUGCUCUCCGUCAAGUCGUCUUAAUGUUAUACCUUUACCCUCACCCACGAUCGAUUACGGUGUAAGUUCGAUGUUCGGCAUGAAGCGUUAUGCAGAGCUAUAGUAAAUAGUAUUGUUUUGUCUCCAACUAAAUUAUAUGUCAUAUGAUUUUUUCUGGAUUUGAUAAUUUAUGAUGAUAUUGCUAUGCAAUCGAUGUAGGUGCAAUGUUUUUCUAAAACGGGUAAUUCGGUAGCUGUUUGCUUUAGCGAAUGAGAUAUAGUGGUAAGAAGUAAACGUAAUUCGGAGUGACUUUAGCUAAAGUUGACGAUUUAAUUAUUUUUCCUACGUUUGGCUGAUUUUGAUUUUUGCAGUUUUGCGGUUAAGAUUGGUUAAAACCAUAACAAUUUUUGCGCAACUCCUAUUUAGUGCUCAGCAUCUACACACUAGUGAGUUUGUUGUACACGUGAUAUAAUGCUUAAUUAGUAACCUUACGCUUAGACAGUAACAGUUUUGGUUUAUGUUGUGUGAGUUGCGUUAUGCGCCCACUGAGGCACAAUCCGUUUCCGAUGGCGAUGAAGAAUGAUCAGUUUUGAAUCAACGAAAAUAAAAUGAGUGUUUAGCUUCGGUAAACCAAAUUUUGAUUAUGAAGAAACGGAAGCAUACAGUGUAGGCAAUGUUCUCUUUUGUUUUAAUGUUGUGGAAUACCUUUUCCGCGAUGCGUCGAGAAUUCAGACUUCAGCUGGACUGCGGCGCCAUCGAGAGGAUCUCUUCAAUAUUUUUUUAAAGAAAGUUUUACCAUUCUUGGAAGUUGGUUUUGAAGCAUGUAAGGAGUGUGAAGUCACGUCUGCAGGCGUCACCGUUAACGAUUAUAGUGCAUUCGAUUCUCCCUUAAGACUAUCUAAAACUUCAGCUUCGCUACGAGAGCUGACUAUUAUGGCGGUCUCAGUCACGAGGAAAAUUUUCGUUAUUUUUCGAAAAUGGUUGCUUGAGAUGGUCAAUCAGAGAAUUUGCAAUGUCUUUUUUGGUGUCUUUUGUGCUGACCUCCUCGCGGUGGACACUGGAAACGCUUUUUGUUUGUUAAGUGGGGGUCUCUUUGUGAUUUCUUUUUUCGCUCAAAGCAAAAACAAUUAAAGACCUGGGAAGAACUGCCAGUGAUAAAUUGUCUGCUGGAUCACAGACGUAAGUUCGUUAAACUAAGGGAAAAACUAUGGAAAGUCAUUCACUAACCCCACUCUCCUUAUGUGUUGUGGGAAAUCAUUGUAAGAUUUAGCUACAGGGAAGAUCUCUUCGACUUGAAGAUUUUUUUUCUUUCGUGAUCGAAGCGUUUGAGACAAAAAACAGUAUGUUUUCAGUUUUGUUUUUGUGAGUGAAUCGAGUUCAAGGGACCGAGUCAAGGUGUCAUCUGGAAUAAAGCGGCUAACAGCGCACAUUUCGGGGGCAGUGUAUGCGUGGGUUGUCGAGGGUUUCCACCUAGUCGAACGUGAAGUUAUAACAUUCCACAACAUAAAACCGAAUGGGGUCACCUUCUCUCAGAGCGUAUCUUUGUCUUUUUUAUUUCUCGAAGGGACCAGUUACUAUCUAUGCACGCAAGUAGACUCAAAUAAUGUCGCGAAAAUACCCGAACUGAUAGAUUUGUCUACUCAGAGCAGUUAAAAAUUGAAUUCAGUUAUUGCAAAGAUUAAUGUAACACACCAAGUGAAACUAGCUAAUUGUACUUGAAAUUACUUCACGUUAGUUAUACGCUAUCGCUUGAUUUUUCUUCCACAGUUAAACUAUAUUUUGUUACUUUACUGUUUUAUUUAAACAUGGUGUAAACUUUCUUGCAGAGAGGGCCAAUAAAAUAUGAAAAUGUAA